Messenger RNA from Sphenostylis stenocarpa, 738 nucleotides. The record is from the annotation of a GenBank genome assembly. Lineage: Eukaryota; Viridiplantae; Streptophyta; Magnoliopsida; Fabales; Fabaceae.
AUGAUAAAUCCAAAUUUGAACUUGGAACCCGACAAUAAUUCAGAAGGAAGUAGCCAAGGGGCUUCCAAUGUAUCCUUGUAUGAAGCAUCUUUUGAUCUUACAAAGGGCAGCACCACCACUUCCUCCUGUCUUACAAAGGAUGAAACUGAUCCAGGUUCUAUUACCCUUGACUUGACACUCAACUUCAAUUCCAGUGAUGGUGAGUUGAAAGGUUCUAGUGAUGCUGGCAGUGAAGUGGGAGCUGAAGCUCCUGCUUCAGCAUCAGCAACUCCAAGGGUUUUUUCUUGUAACUACUGCAGGAGGAAGUUCUAUAGUUCUCAGGCAUUAGGGGGGCAUCAAAAUGCUCACAAAAGGGAGAGGACAAUGGCUAAGCGUGCAAUGAGAAUGGGAAUGUUCAGCGAGAGGUACACAAGUUUGGCAUCCCUACCUCUUCACGGUUCACCUUUUAGGUCUCUUGGUCUUGAAGCUCAUUCUGCAAUGCACCAAAGACACAUACCAUCCUCACUGAGGGCACCUGAUAUGAGAGCCGCUGCAAGGUUUGAGAGAAACCAUUUUGGAUCACUGGUUUUCAUGGAAGAUGAUGAUGUUGGAUUCUUUUGGCCUGGAAGUUUCAGACAGAUAGACCACGGAGCUGGUGUUAAUGAAGGACAUGUUCAAAGUUCAAAUGCUAGUCUAGCGCCAACGGUACCUCCUCCGCCACAAGCUUCUGCAUCUCCGGAUCUCACAUUGAAGCUUUAA